AUGGUUAUGGUCGAUGAGGAGAUCGACGUCGACAUCGACAUUGAUGAUAGCACGCAGCUGUCUUUGGCUACCAGCUCUAGCUCUGUUGGCAUCGCCGAAGCUCCCAAAAUUGUAAAGAAGAGGAAGAGAGUAGUUGAUACAAAAGCAAAGCAGAAGAAGAGACUCAAAUCCGUCGUAGAUACUGCUCAAAUAUCGCUAGGAGCUGUCGCCGUCCCUGCUCCAUUACUGGCUUUUGAAGAAUGGACUUGGAGCGGCCUAUCAGAUGGCAUAGACGAGUCCUCAAAGUCACUGAUAGAGUCAUUGUUGGCUCAAGAUCAGAUGGAUAUAGCAUCGUUGGACGAUUCGCAGACUGUUCUACAAACACAGUCAAGGAUAGAAGACUCGCCUACUCCCGAGCCAAAGAGCAGGAAGAGGUCUAACAAAUCAGCUGGUGCCGGUGGUUCCAGCUCUACCAACUCGAAUACACAUAGUUCUAGGUGGACUGAGGAAGAAGACAACCUGUUAAAGUCUGCUAUCGAAAAGCAUGGGUUUGGAAGUUGGACGUUGAUUGCUGAUGUCGUCAAGACUCGUAGCCCGCUUCAAAUCAAGAAUCAUGCCCGGCAUUUAGCUUCUAUUGGUGCCAUUGAAGGGGCUAGCAAUACUAGCAAAGGUGCUCCUGCUGCCACCAGCAAGAUAAAGAAGAGUGAAACUAUUGUAAAUAAUAGUAGUACGCCAACUCCAGCUCCAGAUAAUGUAAAAGUAGAAGCUAGCGGAGAUGUCAAACCUCUACCCGUCAUGACCGAUAAUACCAUAGCCACCUUACCGCCGAAAGACCCGAGAAUACCUGACGAUGAAGACGACGAGAUUGAUAUAGACCUAGAAGAAUUUACAGAGCAGCCCCCGCCGAUACCGCCAUCGUUAUCACAAACACUAUCUUCAGUAUCAGAACAAUCGCCUGACGUCUCACAUCUGACACGUCAACAAAGUGAAGUAGCCAGUUCUCGUAGAUCUGUGACACCAUCCACAGCUUCUGAACCUGAUACUCCCGCAUCCUCGUCAACAUCGCACCACCACCACCAUCACAUCCCAAAUAGUCAACCACAACCAUUCCAACUAACACCCGACACACAAACCAUCAACGCAUUCGAAUCAACAUCGCUACCAGAAUGGUUUCCUCCCUUCUCUCGUGGUCAAAAGACACCAGAUAGAUACAUACGAGUACGGAGCAAGAUCUUGUCGCUCUGGCAAGAAAGGUCGGAUCGAUACUUGACGAAGACGUUUGCACGAAGAGAACUUCGUAAUGAAGGAGAUGUCAAUGCUAUAUCUCGUGUGCAUGAAUUCUUGGAAGUUAAUGGCUGGAUUAAUAUUGGUCUUGGUGGUGGUAUGAAGCGAGACAAAAGGAGUGGUGAAGAUGAGGAUGUCGUUGAAGGUGAGGAAUCAACGUAUAAAUCAGGAAGGAGGAGGCGUGUUCGAAAUGAAAAGGGAGAGUGGGUUGAUCCUGAAGACCUAGAAGGACGAACCAUCCAAGAAGAUGGCGGUGACGACCUUGAUGACGAUGAUUCUUCGCCUAAUGCAGAAGAACGUCGUUUGUUGGCGCGAAAUGCUAGAUACUUUGCCGAUACUGAGAUUGAGAAAUUCGAUGCUAAACUCGCCACCCGAUUACGAACAAAACACAACCACAACCACGAACUUGACCAAUUCACAUUAAUCGCAUUCAAGAAUCCAUCUGCACUACCACGCACAUCUCCACAACAUAUAUUUAUAUCAGCACCAGUACUCAUGAUCAUGGAUAUACAUGCACAUUUAGCUCGUACCGAAAUCAUUGGUCUCCUCGGCGGCACUUUUGACUCAACCACAAAGACUCUGAAUAUUUCUAAUGUCAUUCCAUGCAAGAGUGAUAGUACCGACAUUCAAUGUGAGAUGGAUCCUAUCUCAGAGCUGCAUGCUAGAACGACUUUGGCUGCAAAGAAUCUUGUAGUUGUUGGAUGGUAUCAUUCACAUCCUACUUUUGAGCCAAAGCCUUCUGUUCGUGAUUUAGAGAAUCAAGGAGCAUACCAGACUUUAUUUAGGCAUGCUGAUGGUAGUGAACCAUUCAUUGGCGCUAUUGUUACUCCAUUCCUCCUGUCGAAUCCAAGUAAUGUGUCCAUUAUACGUUGGAUGGCUGUUGAUGAAAGACCUCAGAAUUCUACGUUUCGAUUGCCAUUCCUAUUGAAUCCUACGACUACCACAACCACUAAAAUCACGGAGGACGAUGUGCUUAAAGUGAAAGGUCUCUUCAAGGAUUAUCGAGAUCGUAGCGACCACGUGGAUUUGAAUGCUCCAUAUCGCCAAACAGACAUGGACGCUCUCACUACUGUUGGUACUUCGAAACUCGACAAACUCAUGGAGUCUUGUGCUAGUCAUUUUGGCGAAGAUGCUGAUGAGGAGGCUUUACGACGUGUUAGGGCAUGUUUGGAAACUUGA
Synchytrium microbalum is the source of this 2442-nucleotide messenger RNA. RefSeq lists its product as uncharacterized. Gene Ontology annotation, cellular component: BRCA1-A complex; BRISC complex. Gene Ontology annotation, molecular function: metallopeptidase activity; polyubiquitin modification-dependent protein binding. The record is from RefSeq and is a predicted model, not a curated record. NCBI's taxonomy places the organism in Eukaryota, Fungi, Chytridiomycota, Chytridiomycetes, Synchytriales, Synchytriaceae. The transcript has 8 exons. Gene Ontology annotation, biological process: double-strand break repair. Bases 1 to 2442 code for a protein of 813 amino acids.